GCCGGGACGCGGGGCGGAGCCGCGGGAAGCGGCGGCCGCGGCGGCUCGUGGCCGUCUCGGUGCCGGGCUGGUGGCAGCGAGUGGCCCGGGCUUGCCGCGGUUCUCCGCCCCGCCACCGCUGGCCUUCCGGCCCUCGCCCCCGGCGCGUCCCGCGCCUCUCCUGCCGCCUCCGCGCAGCCCCGGCGGUGCGAGGCAUGAAGCUGAGCAAAGCCCAGUACGAUGAGAUAGCCCAGUUCCUGGGGCACGUGCAGCCCACCCGGCAGAGCCUGAGGAAGCUGAAGGAGAAGUUUCCUAGUCAAUCGCAGUCCACUCUGCUGAGCAUCUUCUCCCAGGAGUACCAGAAACAAAUCAAAAGAACACAUGCCAAGCAUCACACUGCUGAAGCUAUCGAAACUUACUACCAAAGGUACCUGAAUGGUGUGAUGAAAAAUGCAGCUGCCCCAGUAUUACUGGACCUGGCCAAUGAGGUGGACUUUGCCCCAUCAUUGAUGGCUCGUAUUGUGUUGGAAAGAUUUCUACAAGAAAAAGAACAAGCCAUCCCCUCCAAAACUCUUAUAAGUAGCAUGCUACGGGACCCUUCUCAGAUUCCAGAUGGAGUGCUAGCAAAUCAAGUCUAUCAGUGUACUGUGAAUGACUGUUGUUAUGGACCACUGGUGGACUGCAUCAAACAUGCUGUUGGGCAUGAGCACGAAGUCUUGCUGCGAGAAAUGCUUUUGGAAAAAAAUCUCUCUUUCAUUGCUGAAGAUCAGCUUCGUGCAAAGGGUUAUGACAAAACACCAGACUUUAUUUUAGAAGUGCCAGUAGCUGUGGAAGGACACAUAAUUCACUGGAUUGAAAGCAAAGCCUCAUUUGGUGAUGAAAGUAGCCACCAAGCCUACUUGCAGGACCAGUUUUGGAGCUACUGGAACAGCUUUCCCACCUGUAUCAGCUGUGGAUCCUGAGUGUGGUGAACACCCCAGUGCCCUGCUCUGCUACCAGAGCUCCUUACAGGAACAGACCUUGCUGCUUGAACCAGCAGACAUUAAGAUCAGAGUGGAUGCUCUGUGGCAUUUCUGAGUGCACCAGAAGGCUGAACAGAAGAACCCGGCUGAGAUGCAAACAAGUCUUGUAUGGUAUAACAGAAUUAGCAGGAAGACAAUAUUCACUGUGUAAGGAAGAAAAACAAAACAAACAACACUAUAAGCUUGAAAACAUUCGCCUCACUCUUCUGUGGUUUGAGAAGUGAAGUCUAGCACGGCAAAACAAAAAUCAGACCUGCUUUUAAUCUGUGAACAGCUCUCUUGAUGAAAUCUGUCAUGUUUCUGGCUUCGUUUUUUCCUUGAGAAAAGAGCAAAAAUGUUAUUUUUCUUAAAGAAUUUCCAAAUGUUUUAUCUUUAUUAAUGUUUCUAUAUGAUACAGUUUAUUACUGCAGGCAAAUCUGUCUCAUUCAUUAAAUCUUCCAUUGUCAAAACAGCAUAACCAAUAGUUUAUAACAUCAUAAAUCUUGGACAUCAAUCAUUAUAUAGAGAUUUCCCAUUUUAUGUAUAGGAUUGUCUCUUCUGAUUUGUUUGAAAGGCUGGUUAGGACUGUUCUUACAAGCAGUAUAAUAUUCUGUAUUAAAGCACUAAGCCUAUUAAUGGCAUUUGAAUUUUUGAGUUGCUUUUGUUGCUGAUUGUGGUUUUCCAGAUGGUAAGAAAUUAAUCACUUAGUUUAAAAAAAUUGUAAUGCUCUUUCUGCAAGUCUCAUAUUUGAUGUAAAAUUUGGAAAGUCCUCUGAAGUUUGGGUUUCUAAAGAUACAAUCUGCUGUCCAACAAGCUCAAGAUCCUUAUUCCAGCCUACUAAAUUGCAAAUAAGAAACAGAAGAUCACUUGAAGGGACACAAAAUAAAAGGACAUAACAGAAGUGAUUCAUAGUUUAAUUUCAUUUAAAAAUGCUAAGCACAACGUAGCCUGACUAUCUCAGUCUUCAAAAAUCCAGUUCAGUAAAUAUGGUCACUUCAGAUCUCUUUAGAAAGAUGUAUUCAUCAACUGUCAUUCUUCCCUUAAGCAAGACACACAGAAAAAGAUUGAGUGCUGCCACACCUGUAACACACAUUUAAAGGAGUCAUUGCCUUUUCUUUGAGUUAACUUGAAGAAAGAGCAAAAAAACAAAAUGCCAGAGUGCUUCACACAGCUUUUUUCUUUCUUGAUUUUUGUGCUAUUAAUGCUGUCAUUUUUGAGCUUGACUGGGGAAGGUGAAGAGGAAGCCACUUAAGUCAUUGCUGCAUCUGUGCAUAUUAUGUGAUCAUUUAAAGGUUCUGAAAAUGUGUGGAUCCCAUUUGUUCCAUUACACAGCUAUAAGCAGGUCUAACACCACAAAAGCCAGUGCAGCUACAGAGCAGAUCACAAAAACAGGGGCAAUGGGAAAAGCCAAGUGCUCCAAGUGACAGGCUUUUAUGUUGCAAAGCAAUGUCAUCUGCAAAUAUUUAAGUCAGAGAAGGGAGCAGAGAAAAAGCAAUGGGCUUCAAGUCUUAAAAACUGAUGAUCAAAGGGGGGUUAGAUCACAGGGAAGUAUCAGAUUCGAACUGUGCAGUCCUACAUAGCAGGUGUUUGGGUUCUAGUGGAACAAACACUGUCUUGGGGUAAAUCAGCUCCUCAAAAGUGUGUUCUUCAGCUGCUUAGAGACACCCUUGCUUGGUCAGAGGUUACCUCUAGGCUGACCUUUGUGCUUUAAAGUUCUGAAAAUAACUGAUUUAAUGAAAGCCAGAACAGCACAGCCAGUUCGGUAAGAACAUUGUAUCAGGUUAACGACAAUUAUCUGUUUUAGACAGCUAAAUUUGCAAGCCUCCUUCAGCAGCCACCCACCCCCAGCUGACAUGCUGCCUAAAAGCCAGAGCUCACAGAAGCCACAGCCAUCCUGCUCAUUUUGAAAGCAUUAUGAGAAUCCUGGAUUAUCUUCACAGGUAGGCUCUCAUCACUCUAGAAAUUGUUUUGUUUCCCCACUUCUCUGUCCUGAGAAAAGAUGCUUUUCCAAAGGACCAAAGACCUUCUCCAGGCAGGAGACAGCUUCCCGUGCAUAACCAGACAGUGUGAGGCUAACCCACAGCAUUCAGCAGGGUGUUCCAGCCAUGCCAGAGGAAUACAGCACUCACAAACCUCAGCCCUCAUUUUCCUCUCAGCUUUCUCUCCUUCACCUGGCAUUUUCUUAUCAAUGCCUUCUUACCAGCCAAAAACAGAAGCUGGAGUUUCUAUCAGAAUUAUCAUUGCAGACACUCCCUAGACAAUCACCAAACUGGCUGAACUGAAGAAAAUGGGAAACAAAGGAGAACAAGGAUAUCAUUGAUUAUUUUUGUUUCUUGUUGACAAAAAUUGUGACAACUGAUAUCUCUUGCAUUCCUAUGGCUGAUUUUGAUCAAGACAUCAUACUGAAUGACAUAUUAUGGGCUAAACUUAGAAGCAGUAACUGGGUUCUUUGUUUUGAAUUUUGUUUUAAGUAAAUACUGCAUUCUUUUCUUUCUCCAGUUUUCAGUUCUUGCCAGGCCAUGUUCCUUCAUUGGAUAUGAUUUGUAGUUUGGAAAGAAUAUAACACUGUAGAGAUCUGAAUACACACAGUUAUAUUUCCUUACAUAUUUCAGUAUGUUUCCUUAUCUGCUUCUGUAUAUGCCACUAUACCCUGCACCUAAGGAAGGCCCUUAUAUCACUGGUGUUACUAUCCCUGAUGUUGUACACAUGUGCAAGAUAUCUUCAGUUACCAGCACAGUAUUUGUGAAGAAAAAGAAAGCUUUAGUCAACCUAAAAAAAAGUAAGGAAGAAAGAAGAAACUGAUGUUCACCACAUGCACUGCCUUGAGAAUUCAGAUGAACUUUCUGUACUUCUUUUGCUUUGGAAAAAUGUAAACCAUGAUUUUAAAUAUUUUACGAACUUCCCUGCUUCAAUUUAUUAACAUAGGCUGAUUGCACAAGUGCACUGCUUUAAACUUAAGCUGGAAUACUAAUAAAAUCCCUACACAAAACCAGAUAUGUUUAAUUUCAGCUUUUAUUGCACUAUUAUCCCAGUAGAUCCCAAGAACAUCUGAUUGAAGUUAUCUUAAAAUUUCUGCACUUAUAUAUGGAACUAAAUAAACUCCACUGAUCACAACGACCUUGAACU
Molecule: messenger RNA, 4106 nt
Organism: Oenanthe melanoleuca
Lineage: Eukaryota; Metazoa; Chordata; Aves; Passeriformes; Muscicapidae
Gene: CDIN1
Product: CDAN1 interacting nuclease 1
Exons: 11
Coding region: 195-941 (248 amino acids)
Biological process (GO): erythrocyte differentiation
Cellular component (GO): cytoplasm; nucleus
Source: RefSeq, a predicted model, not a curated record